ACGAAAUAACAACAAUUCGAUUGAUCACCAUUGAUAACCAACCAAUCAACUAAAAAUCUUCUCAACUCUGUUGCGUUUUUUUGCAAAAGAGUUUUGGGUUUUCAUCAUCCAAUCUAACCAGAUUGCUGAGGCAUUGUUAUUCUCUAAGAUGGAGGCAGCAUCAAAGGCAGAGAUGAUGCAGCCAGCAAUCCUCAAAGUUGGUAUUCCUGUAGCUGUUAUAUCUGUGGCUGGUUUUAUCUAUGCAAGGAUCAUGGCAAGAAAAAGUGUUCUUAAAGACUAUUCAUUGAAAACCCAGGUAAAUUCUUUCAAAUCCAAUACUUCUGAUGCCUUUGAAGAUGAAGAUGAUAGCUUUCAUAGCCUUCCUUCUACAUGUAUAUUUUCUAUGGAAGAUGGAGAAACAACUGAGGACAAGGCCAAUGUUGAAGAGAUUUUAGGCCUAAGAAGCCAUAUAGAAGAUCUUGGGAAGAGGGAAUGGGAGCUAGAGAAGCAGAUCAUUCAUUACUGUGAUUUGAAAGAGAAAGAGUCCAUGCUUAUGGAGCUUAAGAACAGGUUGUUGUUGGAGAAGGCCCGAGUUGAGUUCUUGGACAGGGAAAUUUCAUGGGUGGAGACAGGCAGUGAAAUACUCGGCAAUUUGGUAGUACAAUUUAUGGGAGUUUUAGAGCAGUUAGAACAGGGGAAAUCAGAAAGCAGGAGGCUUCAAAGGAGGGUAAAGAGACUUUUGAGAAGAAUAAAGGAGCAAUCACGUGUUAUGAGAAAGCAAAAUAUGAAGAUUGAAGCUAGAGAAGCAGAAAUUUUGAGAAAUUAUGAUGAGCUAGAAACAAGGAAUGAUGUCAUCAAGAAAUUGGAGGAUGAAGUUAGAGAAAUGCACAAGAUUAUGGACCAAAUGCAGGAGGAAAAGAUUGAACUUUUGAAGAAGCUUGAGAUGGCAGAAAAAUCAGCUCCAUCUAUCUCAAAGAUUGAAGGAGAAAGUAUAACAAAGGAAGCUUACAAUCAGCUUUUGAAUGAGCUGGAACAGCUCCAGAAGGAUCGAGCAGCUGAGGUUCAAGAAAUGAUUUUCCUACGAUGGAGAAAUGCAUGCUUAAGGCAUGAGUUGAUGAAGGAUCAUGACAAGACAAAUCACUCUGAUUCAUGUUCUGAAGGUUGCCAAGAAACUGGAAAUUCCAGGUUAGAGCAAGAAUUAGAUGGUUCCCUUUCAGAGCAAAAUGAGCCUUGCUUUGUUGUUGAAAGCAGUGAACAUGCUUGUGUGAGAAGGGGGAAGUUACUUCAAAGGCUUAGAAGAUGGGUGGAAGGCAGUGAUCAGAAGGCAAGAGGGAAACCAGAUGAGAAAAUAAGGAAUGAAGGCAAGUGCUUUGGAAGGCAAAGUGCUUCGUAUAAGGCAGAGGGACAUCUUCCUGCUAGAAGGUCCUGCUCUAGCGCAGAACAUGGAUUAUAAUAUCUUUCUUUCAUGUUCAAACUUUCUGUAUAUUGAAAUAUUUUAUUGGGGGAAAGAUAACACUUUU
Corylus avellana is the source of this 1499-nucleotide messenger RNA. Its product is annotated as CHUP1-like protein. The record is from RefSeq and is a predicted model, not a curated record. Gene Ontology annotation, biological process: protein localization to cortical microtubule cytoskeleton. NCBI's taxonomy places the organism in Eukaryota, Viridiplantae, Streptophyta, Magnoliopsida, Fagales, Betulaceae. Gene Ontology annotation, cellular component: cortical microtubule.